This is a messenger RNA of Penicillium coprophilum, 711 nucleotides long. RefSeq lists its product as uncharacterized. The transcript has 3 exons. The coding region runs from base 1 to 711 and encodes 236 amino acids. The record is from RefSeq and is a predicted model, not a curated record. NCBI's taxonomy places the organism in Eukaryota, Fungi, Ascomycota, Eurotiomycetes, Eurotiales, Aspergillaceae.
AUGGUCAAAAUGCGCUUUGCUCCUCUCAUCAUCUGCCUGGCGGCAAUAUCAUUUGCGGCCCCGACAACUUUCCUCGACAGUGCAUAUGACUGGAACGAUGAACUGGCAGAAUUCUAUGGAAAAGUGAGCCAGUACAUCAACUCUGCAAAGCACAACAUCAGAGCUUCGACUUGCGACGUCUCCAAGAUUGCUAUGCCCUCCUAUGCUUCGGGGUUGACCAGCCCGUCAGGCCUCAAGCCAAGAUAUGUUGCACUUGGACGGGGUACCCAGAACUAUACAUGUGCGGACUCUACUUCUAAAUCCGCACCCGCGGCAGUAGGGGCUGUUGCAAGACUCUACAAUGCCACAUGCAUCGCAGCCAACUACCCCGAUCUUUUGGCAAAGCUCCCAAAUCUUGCCUACAGGACCGCUCUACCAACUAACGAGUAUGCCUCGUUUCCUCCUGCCAACAUCGAACUGAUGGGUCACCAUUUCUUCUUUGAUGCAACAACCCCCGAGUUCAACCUGAACAUCACACCCCAAAAGCAGGAUGGGAUUGUGAUGACCAAGAAGGCAGGCGCUAUUGAUGCACCGUCAGAUGCCACGGUGGGCAACUACAAGAGUGUCUAUCGAGUCAACACUGCUGCUGGGUCACCACCAAAGACCUGCAAGGGCAUGCCACCCACGUUUGAAAUACAAUAUGCCGCAAACUACUACUUCUUUGGGGAGUAG